CGCACGCGGCUGGCUGGUAGCUGAACGACAAUUUAUUCAUCCUCAGUGUCAAGGUGCAUUUGUCCCACCUGUAUAUAAAUGGUCUGCCGCUCUGGAGGUACACAUCAGUUCCAUUGCAUCUUGCAACUUGAAACAACAACAACGCAGCCAGUGUUCCAUAUUUCUCUCGUUUCUGACUUUUCGUGCGCUCUCCAAAAAAGCAAUAAUGAAGGAUCUGCGGAGGUGCAGUUUCUUGCUGCUGCUUUCUCUCACCCUGGUGCAAAGUGCACCUCAGCCGAAGCAGGUCGACGUCUAUUAUGAUGACUUUGAUGCAACUACUGCGGCUCCUGAUUGUGAUUGCGUCUGCGGUGUGCCCAACCCAAAAACACGAGUGGUAGGAGGAAACGUCACCCACCCUAAUGAAUUCCCCUGGGUGGUUGCACUUGAGAGGAGGAACAAAUUCUACUGCGGCGCUACCCUUAUUUCCAGCAAGCACGUUCUCACCGCCGCUCACUGCAUCGACGGUUUCAACCACCGCGAAAUCAAGGUGUACAUGGGAGUGCACAACAGGCUGAACAUGAACAAGGAGACGACGCUGAUUCGCAAAAUCGACAAGGCAGUGGUGCACCCCAAGUUUGACAUUUUCUCGUUUGACAAUGACAUUGCCUUGCUGCACCUGGACGAGGAGGUCGAGUUCACUCGAAUUAUCAAACCCGCAUGUCUGCCCACGCAAGCGAGAUCGGAUUAUUCUGGCGAGUCUGGAAUAGUGUCUGGCUGGGGACGACUUGGAGAAAAAAGAUCUACGGCCAUUGAGCUCAUGAAGGUUGAUGUUCCUUUGAUGACCAUGGACGAUUGCAGAAACUCUGGCUAUGGAGCCUCCCGUAUCACUGACAACAUGAUCUGCGCCGGGUACCCAGAAGGAAAGAAGGAUGCUUGCCAGGGUGACAGCGGCGGCCCUAUGCACAUCAGCGUUGGCGGCGGAAUCACCGAACUCAUUGGCAUUGUGUCGUGGGGACGCGGAUGUGCCAGACCUCACUUCCCUGGUGUCUACACCAACGUGGCCACAUACCUUGGCUGGAUCAAUGACCAAAUCAAGGGCGAGUGCGUCUGCAAGAGGCCUUAAACACCACCAUGGAGUUCAAGACUGGCGCCGACAAAAUUUUACCACAGCGAAACCAAAGAUGUACAUAAUGAUUAACUUAUUAAUUGCCUAUUUUAAUUUAUUUGCCAUUCGUGCCUACAAAUUUAUACAAAAAAUAUUUAUUGUGUUCAAGUGAAUUUAAAUGAAUAAAUUAUAACUGAUAAU
Molecule: messenger RNA, 1285 nt
Organism: Neocloeon triangulifer
Lineage: Eukaryota; Metazoa; Arthropoda; Insecta; Ephemeroptera; Baetidae
Product: trypsin-1-like
Exons: 7
Coding region: 206-1102 (298 amino acids)
Biological process (GO): proteolysis
Molecular function (GO): serine-type endopeptidase activity
Source: RefSeq, a predicted model, not a curated record